AUGACUAUACCGGAGUGGAAAUCGGACCGCAUUGCUAUGGACUUCGUAGUUGGGUUGCCGCGGACCUUAUGGAAGUUCGUUGUAGUUUGGGUCAUUGUUGAUAGGUUGACCAAGUCAGCGCACUUCGUUCCAGUUGCAACUACUUAUACUUCAAACAGGUUGGCCAAGAUUUAUAUUCGGGAGAUAGUUCGGUUGCACGAUGUGCCUGUUUUCAUCAUAUCAGACAGAGGCCCUAGGUGCACUUCACAUUUCAUGAGAGCCGUACAGAGUGAGUUGGGGACCCGUGUACAGCUCAACAUUGUGUUUCAUCCACAGACUGCUGGGUGCGAGCUCGCAAGUGCGGGCCAAGCCUCGCAGAAGCGGCCAAAGGAUGGCAGCAGCAAAAGCGGGUACCCGUCCGCAGAAGCGAUCCCAGCCGGCCCAAUGAGUUACUCUGAAGCGGACCCUUGUCCGCAGAAGCGAGGGCGCAAGUUCGGCCCUAUGACCGCAGGUGCGGAAAUAGCUGGUGGCAGUGAACCUCAUUUAUUACGGAUGGCUCUGUAUGAGGCUUUGUAUGAGAGACGGUGUAGAUAUCUGGUGGGUUGGUUUGAGCUGAGUGAGGCUAGGCUAAUGGGUACGGACUUGUAUCAGUAUGCUUUGGACAAGGUUAAAUUGAUUCAGGGGCAUCUUCGCACGGCGCAAUCUAGACAGAAGAGAUAUGCCGAUAGAAAGGUCCGUGAUGUUUCUUACAUGGUUGGGGAGAAGUGCUGCCCAAGGUUUCACCCAUGA
This is a messenger RNA of Nicotiana tabacum (common tobacco), 768 nucleotides long. The record is from RefSeq and is a predicted model, not a curated record. NCBI's taxonomy places the organism in Eukaryota, Viridiplantae, Streptophyta, Magnoliopsida, Solanales, Solanaceae.